This is a messenger RNA of Drosophila elegans, 837 nucleotides long. Its product is annotated as DEAD-box helicase Dbp80. The record is from RefSeq and is a predicted model, not a curated record. Gene Ontology annotation, biological process: poly(A)+ mRNA export from nucleus. The transcript has 6 exons. Gene Ontology annotation, molecular function: RNA binding; RNA helicase activity. NCBI's taxonomy places the organism in Eukaryota, Metazoa, Arthropoda, Insecta, Diptera, Drosophilidae. The annotation marks the transcript as partial. Gene Ontology annotation, cellular component: cytoplasmic stress granule; nucleus.
CGUCGGUAUCACUCAGAAAGCAGUCCUAUACUCGGCCCCUUAGCACCGUCCAACAUCAAUAUAGCAAGCAGUGCUACCCUCGGUCAUUCAGCAGCGUCGGUAUCACUCAGCAAGCAGUACCACAUUCGGCCCUCCCAUAGCGCCGAGUGCCAAAUGUUGUUUUUCUCAGCAACAUACGAUAAAGAAGUUAUGGACUUUGCUCGCCUAAUUGUAGUAGAUCCCACUAUAAUAAGAUUGUUGCGAGAAGAGGAGUCGCUUGAUAAUAUCAAGCAGUUUUAUGUAAAAUGUAAAAACGAGGAAGGGAAAUAUAACGCUAUUCAAAAUAUCUACGGUUGCAUAAGCAUUGGCCAAGCUAUUAUAUUUUGUCAUACGCGCAGAACUGCUGCUUGGCUUGCAGCAAAAAUGACCUCGGAUGGACAUUCUGUUGCUGUGCUUUCUGGAGAUUUGACAGUUGAGCAAAGACUUGCUGUUUUGGAUCGUUUCCGUUCUGGUCUUGAAAAAGUACUUAUAACCACAAAUGUUUUAUCAAGAGGCAUUGACAUUGAGCAAGUUACAAUUGUCGUCAACUUUGAUUUGCCGGUGGAUGUGCGAGGCAACGCUGACUGCGAAACAUAUUUACAUCGAAUAGGCCGCACCGGACGAUUUGGUAUGUACUUUAAUUCUGCAACUAUUGGAAAGCGUCUGAGUGCCAAGGGUGGUACGGAACCGUCGAUGUGGCCCAUUCGGAAUGUUUUAAAAUUCAUUUGCGCUCAGACGAUCGAGUUCUUCUUCAAAUGGUUUUUUACCAUGAAUUCCUUCGAUACGAAUUCCCAGAGGUUCGAUCCAAUAACAACCUAA